AAACUGCUCCAUUAAUGAUCUGUCAUGUCACAGACGUCUUCUUUUGGGAACAUUAGAAUGAGAAAUAAAGCUACAACGUUGGAGAAGUUGGCAACAACUCCUCUAUCUCUCUUGCUUCUAUCAGAAGUCCUAUUUGCUCGCAUCCCUUCUUUAUAAAAAGACUUGCCCAUCGAGCUCUUCAAGUCACAAGCUUCAAGCCUCUUCUCUAAGCUCAUUGAACCUUCUGUUAGCUGAUACCGAAAAGAAUGAACAGUGGCGACUCAACCACCAUUGAUGUUCCCGACUCAGCUGCCGGAGGCAGCGCUGCUGCUAAAGGGAAAGCAGUAUCGGUCGUGGCAGCUCCACCGCCCCGGCCCGGAGGAAUGAAGAAAGGGGUGGCCAUAUUCGACUUCAUACUGAGGUUGUGCGCGAUUGUGACUGCGCUGGCCGCUGCCGCCGCCAUGGGAACAAGUGACGAGACUCUUCCCUUCUUCACUCAGUUCUUCCAGUUCCAAGCUAGCUACGAUGACCUCCCGACUUUUGAGUUCUUUGUGAUCGCAAUGGCACUAGUCGGGGGCUACCUAGUCCUCUCGCUUCCCUUCUCCAUCGUAUGCAUCGUCCGACCCCACGCCGUUGGUCUCAGAUUACUCCUACUCAUUUUGGACACUAUGGCGCUCACACUGACCACAGCAGCCGGGGCCGCGGCUGCAGCCAUAGUGUACUUGGCCCACAACGGCAAUCCGAACACGAAUUGGCUUGCCAUAUGCGGGCAGUUUGGCGACUUCUGCCAGAAAGUGAGCGGGGCCGUGGUGGCGUCGCUCAUCACGGUAGUUGUCUUCGUGGUGCUUGUGGUCCUCUCCGCCAUGGCUCUUCGUAGGAUCUGAGAUGAUCCCAGCUGACCGAUGGAUACGGAGGAGUAUCAAGACAAUUUCAUUACGUGUGUUUCAUGAUGUUGUUGGUGUGUGUGUGGUGGUGCCUGUGUUGACAAAAUGUCAUUCCAACGAGGGGUCAUAUCAAUUCUUGUAUAGGCAUUACUUUGAUGGAAAAAAAAUCGUUCCUUUCUCU
Molecule: messenger RNA, 1044 nt
Organism: Syzygium oleosum
Lineage: Eukaryota; Viridiplantae; Streptophyta; Magnoliopsida; Myrtales; Myrtaceae
Product: casparian strip membrane protein 1-like
Exons: 3
Coding region: 246-863 (205 amino acids)
Source: RefSeq, a predicted model, not a curated record